Messenger RNA from Lutra lutra (Eurasian river otter), 3699 nucleotides. It is a transcript of the gene NDUFB10, whose product is annotated as NADH:ubiquinone oxidoreductase subunit B10. The coding region runs from base 109 to 639 and encodes 176 amino acids. The transcript has 5 exons. The record is from RefSeq and is a predicted model, not a curated record. Lineage: Eukaryota; Metazoa; Chordata; Mammalia; Carnivora; Mustelidae.
GCGCAGCCGCGCUAGGGCGUCCUCUGCGGCGGGCGAACUAGGCCGUGGGAUCCAGGCGGAGGCCGGGGUUCUGCGUCGGAUAGUGGGUCGCUCCCGCGCGCCGCCGCCAUGCCGGACAGCUGGGACAAGGACGUGUACCCCGAGCUCCCGCGCCGCACGCCGGCGCCCUCGCCGAAGACCUCGCUGCCCAACCCCAUAACCUAUUUGACGAAGGCCUUCGACCUCCUCGUGGACCGGCCCGUGACCCUAGUUAGAGAGUUUAUAGAGCGGCAGCACGCGAAGAACAGGUAUUACUACUACCACCGGGAGUUCCGCCGUGUGCCAGACAUCACUGAGUGCCAGGAGAAGGAUAUCUUGUGCAUGUUUGAAGCAGAAAUGCAGUGGAGAAGAGACUAUAAAGUAGAUCAAGAAAUUGUCAACAUUAUCCAGGAAAGGCUGAAAGCCUGUCAGCAGUGGGAAGGUGAGAGCUACAGGCAGAACUGUGCCAAGGAGCUGGAGCAGUUCACCCAGGUGGCCAAGGCUUACCAGGACCGCUAUCACGACCUGGGAGCACAUUAUUCUGCCAGGAAGUGCCUGGCAAAGCAGAAACAGCGGAUGCUGGCUGAGAGAAAGGCCGCUAAAGAGGCUGCCGCUGCCUAAAGCAGCUCCUUGAGCACCUUCCUGAAACGACACUACUAAAGUACAAAAGUUUAAAUAAGAAAGCUGUUCCUGGUGUCACUUUCGGUCCCCCACUUGGAUCUGCUGACCGUACUGGUUCCGUCUCCCUUUAAGUCCAGCUUACAACUAAGAUCAUAAGCGAAAUAAACAAAACACUGUUAACAAGCUUUAGUUCACUUUAUUUUUCUUGUAUAAAACUAUGUGGUAGCCACAGCUGGAGCCUGGGUCCUCUGCACAGAGACUCUGGUGUGGGUCUUCACAAGAUGGUCCGUGAACUCCUAGAGAAGAGAAACAAGGCUUUAGCUGUAGCCACACCCCAGCACCUUGUGCACUCGUCGAGGCUAACGAGGGAGCUGGGCAGGCAGUACCUGAUAGGGAGACUUGGUGAACACAGUCUCCUUCCAGAGGUCAGGGGUGAGAUAGCUGUAGGUCUUGGAGAUGGCAUCGAAAGUAGCCUUAGCUGGAACAGAGAAACAGAAGGUCGGCAGAUUCACGGACACAACACCCCAGGUGCAGACAGAAGAUGUUGCGCUCCUAGGAACAGAGAGGCCACUUGGGGCCAGUCUGCCGUGCAUUAGGAGGGCCUUCCUCUCUCUCUCGGGAAGUACGCCAAGCACACACACAGUAUGAUUAAGCGGAGCUGAGAGAGGCCACAGCCCCCAUGAAGCCACCUACCAAAGUUCCCCAGGGUGGCAGUGCAGCCCCUGGCCGAGGUGUAGCAGUCGUCGAUACCGGCCAUCAUCAGCAGUUUCUUGGGCACAGGGGCCGAGACAAUGCCAGUGCCUCUGGGGGCGGGGAUGAGACGCACCAGCACAGAGCCACAGCGGCCAGUCACCUGGAGGGUGGAGGUAUCAGGAGAUGACCUACGGGGAGUCUGCACCACCGCAGGCCCCGUCCCUUACUGCCCCCCAAGCCUACCUUGCACGGGACAGUGUGGGGCUUGCCAAUCUUGUUCCCCCAGUAACCUCGCCGCACAGGGACGAUGGAAAGCUUGGCCAGAAUGAUGGCCCCGCGGAUGGCAGUGGCUACCUCCUUGGAGCACUUGACACCCAGACCAACGUGUCCAUUGUAAUCUCCGAUGGCGACAAAUGCCUGUGAAGAGCCUGAGAUGGCUGGUGGUCCACUGGCCAGCACGGCCAUCACGGGCCACCACCCAGGAUCUGUGGCACUCCUCGAGAAAAGGGUGGCCACUGUGAAGCCACCCGGAGGUCCCGAGGAGGUCCUUCCUCUCUCUCCCGAUUACGAAAGCCACACGCGUGGUAUCAAGUGUGACCGUGCAGAGCUGAGAGAGUCCCACCGAGCCCCGCGCACACGCAGCUCAGAACACCCAAGGGGGCUGGGGUACCUUGAACCUGGUCCGCUGGCCGGCGCGCGUCUGCUUCUGCACGGGCAUGAUCUUCAAGACCUCGUCCUUGAGGGAGGCUCCCAGGAAGAAGUCGAUGAUCUCAGACUCCUGUGGGGCGAGGACGCGGCCACGCAGGCGCUUACCGCACAAAGCCCAGGAGCCACCUGGGACACUUCCCGUGAGAACCUCCACCCGCAUCCCCGUGCCGGUUUUCCAGCCGUCCCCAUUUCGUCUCAGCGGAACACCCCCGGCAGACACAAAGGACGCUCGCGCACGCACACCGGCUGCGCCCGAACACAGAUGCCAUCCCCGCACCAGGGCAAGGACCCCGCCUUACCUUGAUGGGCAGGGAGAAGAGAUAGAUCUCCUCCAGGGACUUGAUCUUCAUGUCCUUGACCAGACGGCCCAGCUUGGUGACGGGGAUCCACUGCGGAACAAGGCCUCGGUGACCACGGUGCCCCGAUCGGCGCCGCCCCGGACCCGUCUCCCGCGAGGGCCCCACCUACCUCCUUGUCUUCGGCCUUGCCCCCGCGAGCUCCGCGACCUCGGCCCCGGCCGCGACCACGGCCCCGGCCCCGGCCCCGGAUGCCGCUGCCGAAGCCUCCGCGGAAACCGCCGCGGCCUCCCAUUCCAGGGCCCCCGGGCCCUCCGGGCCCUCCCGCAGCACCGGCGUCAUCCGCCAUUUGCUGAAAGGAACAACGAGAGUGGGCCGGUCAGCGAGGCCCGGGCAUAUACAGUCUGCCGGGACCACGGCUCCCACCCGGAAGCGCCAGCGCGCUGGACCGAGCCCCGCCGGACCGCCGCGGAUCACCCGCGCGGGCCCCGCAGCGCCCACCGCCGCCACGCCGCACACUCACGUGUUCUCUCGGAGAGGAAGAGCGAGGCCGCGCGGAGCCAGUCUUUAUACCACGCCAAGUGCCGCGAGAUCUCGGCGGCCCCGCCCCAGGCGCGCGUCCGCGACGGGCUUAUGGGAGCGGAGGCCGCGCGCUCCCGGCUUUCCCCGCCCGCUCCGCGUGAGCCUGCGCACCUGCGGCCUCGCGGGCCUGAACGUGUGCGCCGCUGCCGCCCGGCUGCCUGGCGCCGCGAGGCCGCCGAUGUCCGGACCGUGAGGCCCACGCCGCCAGGACCGCGGGGAGGGGGGCCCUGCCUCCAACGCCCGGUAGAGCUGUCGGUCUGAGUUGUGCACGUGUGGGCGCCCCCGGCCCGUCCGCCUGGAGCUGCAUCUUUGGGCGCGGGGAGCAAGAUAUGCAGCGGAGGAGGGACCCUCUGCGACACGUCCUCUUGCCGGCCUGCCCAGUUCCGCGUCGGAUGCCACGGAGGGGUGCAACUUGGGCCCCAGGGGUUGCACUGACUCCUGCGUGGCGCUCCGUGGGUGGCGGGGCCAGAUCUGAAGCCCCGCUGUGUGUCCCAUACCGCAUCGCUUCCACAGUAGCGAAGCACCUGUGAGCUUGCGGGGAGUGGGCUGGGCCACCAACCCACUGGCGAGGGUGACAAUGAAGGGAAACAUCCCCAGGGGAAGUCGGGAGGCCAGAUGGGGAGCCCUGGGGCUCACUAUCAGUUACAGGCCCUGAUAGGGAAGGACGUGGGGGUUACUCUCGCAGCUCAGGCGUCACCCUGAAUUCUCCAGUGGACUUCGAUCCGUGAAAAGAUCUCUCCCAGCUUUCUUUCUCAAUGAAAUAAAGUUACUUUGUUUUGUC